AUGCACAAGGCAGCGGUGUAUUCGCGCCAGUCUGGCGGCGGCUUCGUGUCGAACGGUCGCGCGGCUUGUGGCCGCAGCGCUAUGGCGCGCGAGUACGCCCGCGUGCAAGAGUUCUACAUGCAGCUGCACGAUUUGCAACCGCCGGCGCCUCACUACCAGUACGGGCUGACCCACCACCGGCCGCCGGCGUCUCGCAGGCGACUGAUGUCGGAUGAUCCAACUCCCCACGGGUUCUACGCAGCGGUGAAUGUCGGACCCCCGAAAACCGAAGAUAAGGGCGCUGGAAAAUACGCGCGCGCCGACGCAUUU
Molecule: messenger RNA, 309 nt
Organism: Iphiclides podalirius (scarce swallowtail)
Lineage: Eukaryota; Metazoa; Arthropoda; Insecta; Lepidoptera; Papilionidae
Source: the annotation of a GenBank genome assembly